Gamsiella multidivaricata is the source of this 1838-nucleotide messenger RNA. Its product is annotated as major facilitator superfamily domain-containing protein. Gene Ontology annotation, molecular function: transmembrane transporter activity. Bases 84 to 1757 code for a protein of 557 amino acids. The record is from RefSeq and is a predicted model, not a curated record. The transcript has 2 exons. Gene Ontology annotation, biological process: transmembrane transport. NCBI's taxonomy places the organism in Eukaryota, Fungi, Mortierellomycota, Mortierellomycetes, Mortierellales, Mortierellaceae.
UUUUUUUUGCUGCUUGCUCUUUCCCCCUUGCUCAUCACAACUAUCUGGACUCGCCCCACAUCUACAAGGAUCAACAGCGCAUCAUGACCGAGACUUAUCGAAAGCCCUCGGGCGGCAUUCCUGGCUUCCUCAGAUGGCACUAUAGCGACACCACCCUCCGUCGCACUUCAGACCAAGUCGAGAGGGAGAAGACAAUUGGACUGGGCCCCCUUUCCAUGGCCUACAACCGCUGGCUCAUGUUCCCUGCAGCCUUCAUCUUCCAGGCCAUCUGCGGCUCCCUUUAUGCUUGGUCCGUCUUCAACAACCCUAUUGAUAUCGCCAUGUACGGAGGUGGUGCCGAUGGCAAGAGUCCGCCAAAGCACAACGCCACUAUUACAUUCUACCUCGCCGUCGGCUUCUUCGGCUUGUCUGCCGCUAUCAACGGCCCCUGGUUGGAGCGUGUCGGUCCUCGUAAGGCGGCCUUGGUCGGAACUAUUCUCUUCUUCAUCGGCAACAUGGUUGCAUCCAUCGGUAUCCACUUCAAGAUCAUUGGAUUGGUCUACUUCGGCUACGGUGUCAUUGGCGGCUCUGGUCUUGGUCUCAGCUACAUCUCUCCCGUCUCUGCUCUUCAAAAAUGGUUCCCUGAUCGUCGUGGUGUGGCAGCCGGUUUUGCGGUGUGUGGAUUUGGAGCCGGCUCGAUCGCUCUCGCCAAGGUCCCUGAUCCUCUCACUGCCGCUGUUGGCUUGACCAACUGCUUCAUCACAUUGGGCUGCUGCUACUUUGUUAUCAUGUUCAUCUGCAGUCUCAUUUUCCGUGUGCCCCCUCCCGGCUUCACCGUCAAUGGCAUGGAUAUCUAUCGCAACAAGGUUGAUGAAAACGGAGAUGUCGAGGCCUUCAACGGCGACAAGGCUGCCGCCGCUCUUCGCAACCCCGCCUCGACCCUUUCCUUGAUCGAUUCGAUCUUCUCGCGCGAGUACCGUCUGAUCUACCUCAUGUUCUUCGGAAACUCCAUCGCUGGUCUCGUGUUCCUGUCCCGUCUCGCGAACAUUACCGCAGAUAUUUUCGGAAAGGACAAGGCAACUGCCUCUACCAUUGUCUCCAUCAACGGAGGUUUCAACUUGGCCGGUCGCCUGUUCUUCUCGACGGUAUCCGAUCGCCUCGGCCGCAAGAAUUCCUAUAUCUUCAUGUUGACUACCCAGGUCAUCAUCCUCGCCUCGCUCCCCACCAUUAUGGAGGCGAGAAACUACCCCGCAUUCCUCGCGCUCAUCUGGAUUCUGACUGCAUGCUACGGUGGUGGAUUCGGAUGCAUUCCCGCUUUCCUCUGCGACAUGUUUGGACCUACCAACAUUGGAGCCCUCCACGGUAUUAUCCUGACUGCCUGGGCCAUUGCCGGAGUGGGCGGCGGUCUCCUCUUCACCGCUAUCUACAAUAACUUGCUCGGAUCCGGCUACACCGUCAAGGAUGCCUGGAUCUAUUCUAAGAAUUUGUACUGGCUUCUCGGAGUAGCUGCCGCGGGUAUGUUGGUCGUCGUUUUCGUGCGCACCUCGAUCCGUGAUCGCCUGACGCCCAAGGUCGAAGGCGAAUUCACCCGCAUCCGUUUCUUUGGUCGUCUGAUUCGUGUCGGAUCAUUUGGUGUCAAGUUUAUCAGCAAGGAGCAGGAGGAGGCUGAGUGGGCUGCCUAUGUUGACUCUCAUUCUCAGCAGCCCUCGGAUCUCCAGGAGGUCAAGCCUCCACAUGAGAAGUAUGGAGAGAAGACUGAGUUGGAGGAAGUCAAGUAAUUCUGUAUAUAUAGCACGGCAAACUUGUCUUAGGAGACAUGGCUCCGCCUCAAAAAAUAUCGCAAUAUAUUCAACCUUUUG